GAGGAAGAAAUUGGUAGAAUUGGAGAAAAAGUUGGAGAAUUAUGAGAAACGUGUCAAUAAUUUGGAAGAGACCAAGGAAAACAAUAAGGAAAGAACGAGAGUAGUCUACCAGCGACAAAAACCUCAUGCACAAUUAUCGAUACCGAUUUACUCGAGAAAGAAUUCCGAAAAGACCGUGGUCCUUCAUGUCAAAAAAUGAAAGAACUGGCAGCACAGAUUAAUGUUGACCUACAAUAUGUUAACUUUUGGUUCGCACAACGUCGAGUGGCUUCUACAAGGGACAAUGGUAGGAAACCACGAACAACAAUCAAAGGAAAACUUUAUUCCAGGUGAAGCUAUUGAAGUGCUUGAGAAUGAAUUUGCAACUAACCCUGAGCCUUGAACUUCAAUGAACUUCGGAUGAAGACUAACAUACAAGUACAUUUGAUCAACAACUGGUUUUCCGAUCGUCGACUUGCUGUCCAAGAAGAUGCAUUGAUGAGAAGACCUGAAGCUGUUGAACUUCUCGAAAAAGAAUUCCAAAUUACUCCUUUUCCUGUGUUUUACAAAAAACAGAAUCUGGCCAAAAAGAUCUCCAAUAUCUGAUUCGUUUGAAAAUAAUUUUGAAGCUCGGCCAAAAUUAAAUCGAAUAUUUAUUUUGACUAAGAAUGUAAUGUACGAUGGAAUAAUACGGGCUUGCUUGGAAAAUUGGGGAAAAUUGGGGACAAUGAACUGGGAUAUGAUUUUAUUCUGUGAUUAGUA
This is a messenger RNA of Caenorhabditis elegans, 741 nucleotides long. NCBI's taxonomy places the organism in Eukaryota, Metazoa, Nematoda, Chromadorea, Rhabditida, Rhabditidae. The record is from the annotation of a RefSeq genome assembly.